Messenger RNA from Zootoca vivipara (common lizard), 5988 nucleotides. RefSeq names its product atos homolog A (gene ATOSA). Lineage: Eukaryota; Metazoa; Chordata; Lepidosauria; Squamata; Lacertidae. The record is from RefSeq and is a predicted model, not a curated record.
AUAAACCAGAUAGCGACGGCGAGGAAGGAGGGGAGCGGACGGAGGGAGGGAUGCACGCCUGGGAAGGCGAGGAGAGGGGCGGCUAAGGCAGGCUUCCAGGAGGGUCCCAGAGCUGCGCGGGGCAUGGGAGGCGGGGCAGAGACCCUCGCGACUCUCCCCGCACCCCGCUUUUUCCUCGCGCGUUAAGGUUCCCCGCGAGCGGGUUUGUCUGCCCAACUCUAUAUCUCCCUUGCCCGCUUCGCACGACGACGCCGCAGCCCGUGACUGGGGAGCGUGUGGCGGCGUCCCGCUUGGCUUGGAGGCAGAGAAGUGUCAGGAGAAGGAGGAGGAGGAGGAGGAGGAGGAGGAGAGUUAGUCAGCGGAGGAGGGCACUCGGCGGAGUCAUGGAAAACACUCGGCAGCCGCCGCAAGAGCAACAACAUCUCGGCUGGCGGGGAGGGAGAGCCUGCGCGUCGAGACUGGACUGAGGCGGGCAGGAGGUCCGGGUGGCGUCGCCGCCGCCGCGUUGUUUGCGUGAGGGGUUGAGGAGGCCGAGUAGCAGCCGCAGUAGCCGCGGCGGCGGGUGUUCGCUCGCCUCCCUCUCCGGAGUCGCCGCGGCUUUCGGAGACGCGGGUUGUGGGGAGGAGAGAGAGCGGGAGCGAUGCGGCUGCUGCUGCGACAGCCUGCCUUGUCUUAGACCCGGUAGGGAGGGAGCAGCCGCUGAGGUGUACGCGAGAGCGGGACUGCGAGCCAGGCUCAUGCGGGGCAGGUGAGGGGCCGAGGAGGAGGAGUAGGACGGCAGCAGCCGGGAGCCUUUUAUUGGCCGCCGCGCGCGUCAGGCACAUUCGGGCGCCUCGGGAUCUCCGGCUCCGCGGGUGUUCGCGCCGCGAGAAGCGGGUGCCUAGGAGGGCCCGGAGCGCCGAAAGGGGCUGGCGGUUGCCGUUGACACGGGACUUAAGCGAUGGGACGGUGAAGAAGUCGCUUUCCAUCUCUCCUCUUCUCUCCCCCUCCCUCUCUAUUCCCCUCUCGGCCGGGUUGUGUAAGGUGAGGGUCGAGCCGAGGCAGGUGGUGGUUGUUUUUUCCUUGCGCGGAGCUCAAUUCAGGUGCUGUUUUAUUUACCACGAACAGUGCGAGGCUUUUGUUGUUGCGCGUUUCAGAGGACUUAAGGAACAAAGUGGACCAUUGCGCUGCGCGGCUUCCCCGUCUCCUCCUCCUCCCCCUCCUCUUUUUUUUUAAAGCCCUCCCUCCUUUUAUGACAAUGAGCGUCGGCGGCUGUUGUCAGACUGUUUUUAUUUAGUCUCGGCGCGCGAGCAGGGAAUUUGGGGGAAGGAGGUCGGGAGCUCUGCCCUCCCUCUCCCUCUCCCUCUCCCUCUCCCUCCUCCUCCUCCUCCUCCUUCCUGCCUGGCUCCGUAGAACAGGUAAAACGCCAUGGACUCCAGCCUAGGUUGACCCUGCCCUGGGGCUCUGUGAUUCAGAGCCUUUUGAUUCGGGCCAGUGUGUGCAUACGCGUCGGGGGAAGUUUUAACUUUUUGUUGUCUGAGCUUUGGCCCAGGCAGGUUAUAAAUAGACCUGUUCAGACGCUGUGUUAAAGGACACACUGGCAAGAUCCAGAGAGAGAGGAGGAGGGAGGGAAGAAGGCAGGCAUUGGCCGGGUCUAGCUUCCCCCCCUCCCAGCAGACUUCUGCUGCCACCACAAUAAUUGCCAGGAGGAGGCCUAGCUGCUACAGAUUUUGGUGAGCUGUUAAGGAUAAGGGGGGAUUUUUAUUGUAUUAUUCCUGUAACAAUAGCAAAGAGAGAGAGAGAAAUUAGCUGCACACAGCAUUAGUGAGACUACAAAGAAGAGGGAGAGAAAAUAGCCUGGAUAAGCCCUUCCACCCCCCUUUUCCUUGAAGAAGAAGAAGAAAGAUUUGGACUGAAAAUGAAGCCUGACCGAGACACUCUGGAUGAAUACUUUGAAUAUGAAGCAGAGGAAUUCCUCGUCAACUUAGCUUUGCUGAUUACAGAAGGUAGAACACCAGAAUAUUCUGUGAAGGGUAGGACUGAAGGCUUCCACUGCCCUCCUGCGCAAUCAAGUCAGCCCGUAACAACUAAGCAUGAAUGCUGUGACAAAUUGGCCCAGUGUCGUCAAGCUAGGCGCACUAGGUCCGAGGUUACGUUGUUGUGGAAGAAUAAUAUUCCGAUCAUGAUAGAAGUUAUGCUACUUCCAGACUGUUGUUACAGUGAUGAAGGGUCUACUACAGAAGGAAAUGACUUAAAUGAUCCUGCAAUCAAGCAAGAUGCAUUGUUACUAGAAAGGUGGAUUUUGGAGCCAGUUCCACGACAAAGUGGUGAUCGAUUUAUUGAAGAGAAGACCCUCCUGUUGGCUGUCCGCUCUUUUGUGUUCUUUUCUCAGUUAAGUGCUUGGCUGAGUGUAUCACAUGGAGCAGUCCCUCGUAAUAUACUCUACAGAGUCAGUGCGGCGCAUGUGGAUCUUCAGUGGACAUUUUCCCAGACCCCAACUGAGCAUUUUUUCCCUGUUCCCAACGUUUCUCACAACGUGGCCUUGAAAGUCAGUGUCCAGUCUUUGCCUAGACAAUCUAACUAUCCAGUCCUGACCUGCAGUAUUCACACCAACCUUGGAUUUUAUGAAAAGGGGAUAGAAGAUCAUAAUGUACAUCAGCACUGUGAUUCCAUCAAGGCAGAGCAAUGCACUGUGCCCACCUCACAGCGUGCUUGCGGCAGAAUAAUGAGGACUGAAGGUUUGCUUGGUGUGAGAAAAGGCCCUGAGUUUAGUACAUCUGUUAAAAAUAUGAAACUUUAUCCACCAACUGGGCCUGUGUCUGACUUUGGGGCAUCGGAGUCUAAAGUUCAGUGCUACACGGCUUCUGUUGACAGCAAGAGGUUACUGCAGGAACCGUUAAAAUCAAUUUGUUUAGCUGAUUCCCACAUACAUAAUGGCUACUCUUCCCGCCAGCCAUUAGGAGAGUCUAUUCCUUUGAUAGGCUGCUUACUCCAAGAGCGGCAUGAAGUUAUAGCAAGAAUUGCCCAACAUCUGAUUCACUGUGAUCCAGCAACGUCACCCACCUUAGGGAGGCCAUACAACACAAAUGAUGCAGGUUUGGUUAGCUCAAAAGUUGCACGUUGUGCGUACGAAGAGGAGGGCUUGCAGAAGAAAGGAAGAGAAUUGUUCUCUUCUACUGCUGACUCAGAACUUCCUUCACCAGAAAAUAGCAAUGUUGGAAAACCUCGAAUAAUACCAGAAACACCAUUGUCAGAUGCCUAUGUUCCAAUGAACCAGUGCUCUCGCCAAACUAUAGAGGAAACCAACCCUCUGAUAAGCUCCUUACUUCAAGAGCGGCAGGAGGUCAUAGCAAGGAUUGCUCAACACCUGAUUCACUGUGAUCCACCCGUGUCUCAUGUUAGUCAUCCUGUGUUUAAUGUCCAUGAAAUUAGUUCAGUUAAUCCAAAGACUUUUCACACUUCCUGUGAAGAGGACAGCCCACUGAAGAAAGGAAAGGGAAUAUUUUCAGAUUCCUUCUCUAGUUCAAAAUUGACUUUCUUGGAAGACAACCAAAAAACAAGAGGUAAAACACCAGCAACCCCUUUGAAUUCAUUUAGAUAUGAUGUUGAAAUGAAGUUAUCUCCAAAAUCCCAAGCAAGAAGAAAACUCCUACUAGCAGAGUCUAAUGAAGUAGUCCAAAACACAUUUCAGCUGUCUCCUGUCAAUAGAAAUAAAAGUCAAUUAACCUAUACAAACCAAUCAUGUAGCGAAGAAGAUUAUAAAUCUGAACUGGCAGAUAAAUUAGAAUCUAUAAUUUCUGGUUGUUCCCAUAAAUCUCAAGUAGUAAAGAAAGGUAUUGCCAAGCAAUGUUCUGAUUUCAGUAGCACUGAUGAAGUAGUUUGCACAGAUAAACAUAAGGACAAAACAAUCACUAGCGAAAACAACAUCCCAGACUGUUCAAAUCCACUGUGGGAUCAGUCCAAAAUACCUGAAAAUAUAAAAGUGACUGUAACACAGGCACCUGAUAGUUUGCACAGAAAUGAACUUAAGCGCUUAAACAAAGACUCUAAACAACCAAAUAUUUGUGAACAAAGCUCCCAGCUGACUAGUAUUGAAAAUUAUUUACAUAGAGAUCAUGAAAGUUUCAAAUGCAAGAAUAAACAAGACAAAGUGAAAAAUGAACACGAUGAGAAUGAAGACCCAACAGACUAUGAAGUUCAAAAGCGUUCUCAGAAGAAGCUGGUUGGAGAAGGCUUGGUGGCUUUGUUUGAACAAAAGAAGAAUGCAGAGGUGCUGCGCACAGCACCACUCAAACAUGUGUUGCAUAGGAACAAUUUUCACCAUUUGGUUGGGACUUCUACGAAGGCUUUCCAUCCUCGAACUGGAUUGCCUCUACUUUCAAGUCCUGUUCCUGAAAGAAAAACACGAUCGGGAUGCUUUGAUUUAGAUACAUCAUUAUUACAAUUGAAAUGUUUGUCCUCCAAAAGCCCAGGAGGGUGUAUAAGGAGAGAGAGUGACCCAGAUGUUCAUGAGAAACCAUUUCUAAGUUCCAGUGCACCACCUGUAACAAGUCUUAGCCUCCUUGGAAACUUUGAGGAGUCUGUACUGAACUAUCGUUUGGAUCCCCUGGGCAUUGUAGAUGGCUUCACAGCUGAAGUGGGAGCAAGUGGGGUCUUUUGUCCAACGCACAUGACUCUUCCAGUUGAAGUUUCAUUCUACAGCGUUUCUGAUGACAAUGCACCCUCUCCAUAUAUGGGUGUAAUUGCUUUAGAGUCACUUGGUAAAAGGGGUUAUCGGGUACCUCCUUCAGGAACGAUACAAGUGACCUUAUUUAAUCCCAACAAGACUGUGGUGAAGAUGUUUGUGGUGAUAUAUGACUUACGAGAGAUGCCAGCCAAUCAUCAAACAUUCCUACGGCAAAGAACCUUUUCUGUCCCUGUGAGACGAGAAACAAAGAGAAGCAUUAAUAAAGAAAAUAUUCGACAUGCUGAAGAACGACUACUACGCUACCUCAUUCAUCUGAGGUUCCAGAGUUCUAAGUCUGGAAAGAUCUACCUCUACAGAGAUGUAAGACUCCUGUUCUCUCGAAAAUCCAUGGAAGUUGACAGUGGCGCUGCAUACGAACUCAAAUCUUACACUGAAUCUCCAACAAACCCUCAGUUUUCUCCCCGAUGUUAGCAAAAUGCAACAAUGAAAAGUAUUUGCUCAGUUACCAGAUUAUUAUUUAAUAAGAUGAACAAUUGGCAUAAAGUAAACUGUGUAAAAGUUUAAAAGUGAAGAAAGUGAUGGUGGUCAAAUGAGAGUCAAAGCUCUUCUAGGCUCUUGGACCAGUUCUUAAAAACACUUCUGGAAUGAGCUUUGUGUAUUCCAAGUAGACUGGAACAUACUUAGUCCUAAUCUUUUUAUACUGGUUAUAAACCACUUCAUUGGAUGUGUUGCAAUAGCAGAUUCCCAAAUUAGUUUAGUGUUUACACCUUAUUUUAUUUUUUGGUUAUUUAAUAUUUAAUGUUUCUUUUACUUAAGUGAUGUUUGUCUUUACUGUUCUAAUGUAGCACAAAUCCUAUGUAAAAUCAUACUACGUAUUUUUGACAUUAUUAUUGAAAUCUGAAAUAUAUACAGAAGUCUUUACUUUGUGUGAUGUGUUUUUAAGUGUAAGCUGCUUAAAAUAAGGAUGGGAUUUUGAACAUCCAUUGCAUUAUCAUACUAUGCAAGCAUGUAGGGCAGGAUGGGUUGUGUAUUCCCCCCCAUAUUGCUAAUUCCCUACCCCCACCCCAUGAUAGCACAUGAAACCAUACUGCAAAACUGUGGGACUACUCAUUCAAAUCAUGGACCCAACCUAUAAUAGCACCCCUUUCCCUCCUAAAAGACCCCUCAUCAAAGCCUUUCACAUUGUUCUAAUCAGUAUCAAAAUUUUACAUAACACUGCUGUCCCAUACCUGACUUUCUCAGACUGUGUUUGUUUUUUUAAAAAAAGAUGUACUGUGAAAACAAAGUAGUAUUUAUAUCUUAAAUAUAUGUGAAAAUGGCAA